Messenger RNA from Protopolystoma xenopodis, 876 nucleotides. The record is from the annotation of a GenBank genome assembly. Lineage: Eukaryota; Metazoa; Platyhelminthes; Monogenea; Polystomatidea; Polystomatidae.
CGACAAAAUAUCUCCAGGGAACGCAAAGUUCCUUCUUCUAGAAUUACACGUAUUGCUGGCUUUGGAAGAUUGAAAUCUCCUCGUUCAGUUGCUUCAUCAAGCAAAGAUAUAUCUGGCACUGCUUCAAGAGAGAAUCCUUUCUUUACCGAGGCCAAUCUUGAGAGAAUCGUCGAUACCCUAUGUCGAAUGCGUGGGGCUGCGUUAAAAGUUGGACAAAUGCUCAGUAUUCAAGAUAAUUCUCUUAUCAAUUCUGAGGUGCAAAGGAUAUUCGAACGGGUACGCCAAUCUGCCGAUUUCAUGCCCGCUCAACAAAUGUUAUCUGUUCUUGAAAACGAAUUAGGAGAAAACUGGCGCGCUAAGUUGAAGACCUUCGAAGAAAAGCCGUUUGCUGCCGCCAGCAUUGGUCAGGUCCACAAGGGUCUUCUUUUUGAUGGAAGACCUUAUGCGAUGAAGAUUCAGUAUCCUGGUGUAGCUGAAAGCAUUGACUCUGAUAUAAACAACUUGAUGGUACUUCUUUCUCGGUUUAAUCUUUUACCAAGAGGCCUUUUUGCUGAACAUACUGUUGACGUGGCUCGUCGUGAAUUAGCCUGGGAAUGUGAUUACCUUCGUGAAGCCGAGUAUAAUCGUCUUUUUGGUCGCUUGUUGGCUGACGAUCCGGUAUAUUAUGUGCCGAAGAUAAUCGAUGAGCUUACUACUCAACGAGUUCUCACCACUGAGUUCGCUGAAGGCACUCCGCUUGAUGGAUGUCGGCAACUAAGCCGGGAGGAUCGUGAUUGGGUAUUUAUAUUCCUGUACUCUAAGUUUAAUUUUUACACUGAAUUUAGUUUGAACGCCUUCUUAUCUGCUAAUUUACUAAGAGCCAAUUUCGCGCCAUAA